GGGGUUGCUGCGCGGUCCUAGACUCUGGGCUCCCGGCGCAGCGGGCAGCAGCCAUGCAUCCCCCGCCCCCGGGCCCGCUGGGCGACUGCCUGCGGGACUGGGAAGAUCUGCAGCAGGACUUCCAGAACAUCCAGGAGACCCACCGGCUGUACCGCCUGAAGCUGGAGGAGCUGACCAAGCUGCAGAACAGCUGCACUAGCUCCAUCUCUCGGCAGAAGAAGCAACUCCAGGAGCUGGCCCUCGUCCUAAAGAAAUGCAGACCCUCCCUCUCAGCAGAGGCUGAGGAGGCUGCGCAGGAGCUGGAGAACCAGAUGAAAGAACGCCAAGGCCUAUUCUUUGACAUGGAGGCUUAUUUGCCUAAGAAGAACGGGUUGUACCUGAGUCUGGUUCUGGGGAACGUCAAUGUGACACUCCUGAGCAAGCAGGCUAAGUUCGCCUACAAAGACGAGUACGAGAAGUUCAAGCUCUACCUCACCAUCAUCCUCAUCCUCAUCUCCUUCACCUGCCGCUUCCUGCUCAACUCCAGGGUGACAGAUGCUGCCUUCAACUUCCUGCUGGUCUGGUACUACUGCACGCUGACCAUUCGAGAGAGCAUCCUCAUCAACAACGGCUCCCGGAUCAAAGGCUGGUGGGUCUUCCAUCACUAUGUGUCCACGUUCCUGUCAGGAGUCAUGCUGACGUGGCCAGAUGGUCUUAUGUACCAGAAGUUCCGGAACCAAUUCCUGUCCUUCUCCAUGUACCAGAGCUUUGUGCAGUUCCUCCAGUACUACUACCAGAGUGGCUGCCUGUACCGCCUGCGCGCCCUGGGCGAGCGGCACACCAUGGACCUCACUGUGGAGGGCUUCCAGUCCUGGAUGUGGCGGGGCCUCACUUUCCUGCUGCCUUUUCUUUUCUUUGGACAUUUCUGGCAGCUUUUUAACGCACUGACGUUGUUUAACCUGGCCCGGGAUCCUCAGUGCAAGGAGUGGCAGGUGCUCAUGUGCGGCUUCCCUUUCCUCCUCCUCUUCCUUGGCAAUUUCUUCACCACGCUGCGGGUUGUGCACCAGAAGUUCCAUAGUCAGCGGCAUGGGAGCAAGAACGAAUGAGGCCAGCCCCAAAGGGGCUUCUGCAUCCCGUGUGUCGUGGGAGGGGAUGGGAGGUGCCCCUUGUGUGUUUGUAUGCAUGUUGGGGGGGGCAUCUCUUCUGUUCUCCCGGGGUUUUGUGGGCUCUGUGGGCCCUGAAGAAGGCCUGUGUCCCAGCCUGCAAAGAGCUGGGGGCACAGGGUCUCAAUAAAGGAAGAGCCACAGA
Nycticebus coucang (slow loris) is the source of this 1287-nucleotide messenger RNA. It is a transcript of the gene TMEM120A, whose product is annotated as transmembrane protein 120A. Gene Ontology annotation, cellular component: membrane. The transcript has 12 exons. Gene Ontology annotation, biological process: fat cell differentiation. NCBI's taxonomy places the organism in Eukaryota, Metazoa, Chordata, Mammalia, Primates, Lorisidae. The record is from RefSeq and is a predicted model, not a curated record. Bases 54 to 1085 code for a protein of 343 amino acids.